Messenger RNA from Podarcis raffonei (Aeolian wall lizard), 2314 nucleotides. It is a transcript of the gene ARRDC2, whose product is annotated as arrestin domain containing 2. The record is from RefSeq and is a predicted model, not a curated record. Gene Ontology annotation, biological process: protein transport. The coding region runs from base 152 to 1369 and encodes 405 amino acids. Gene Ontology annotation, cellular component: plasma membrane; cytoplasm. The transcript is spliced from 9 exons. NCBI's taxonomy places the organism in Eukaryota, Metazoa, Chordata, Lepidosauria, Squamata, Lacertidae.
GAGGGCGCAGGAGUUGGAGCCCAAUUUGCCCCAAAGCAGCAGCAGCAGCAGCUGCCCCCAAAUUUGCCCCUUUCUGAGGGUUUCUGCCAGCUUCCAGCAAGGGACCGUUGCCCCUGGGGUCCCUGGCAAGAGGGGCACCCCCUUUUUUGCCAUGCACCCCUUCACCCGGGUGAGGGGCUUCGCGGUACAGCUGGACGGCCACCCCGGCGGUGGCACCGUCUACCGGGGCGGAGAGGUCCUCUCCGGGCAGGUGGUGCUGGACGUCGCCAAGAGUGUCAAGGUGAGAGCGCUGGCCGUCUGCGCCCGUGGCCUGGCCACUGCCCACUGGCUGGAGGGCAAGAGCGUGGGCAUGAACACCAUCUACAGCGACUACACAGCCUUCCAGACUUACCUGAGAAGGAAGACGCACCUGAUCCCAGACAACGGAGAUGUCACCGUCCUUCAGGCCGGACGACACGAAUUCCCCUUUACUUUCCAGCUGCCAGAAUCCUUGGCCACUUCCUUCGAGGGAAAACAUGGGAGCGUUCGCUAUUGGGUGAAAGCCAAGCUCCACCGUCCCUGGGCUUCGGUCAAGAAAGCCAAAAAGGAUUUCACUAUUAUUGAGCCCAUCGAUAUCAACACGCCGGCGUUGCUGGCACCACAAGCCGGUGCCAAGGAGAAGCUGGCACGAGCCUGGUAUUGCAACCGAGGGCUUGUCUCCGUCUCGGCCAAGAUCGACCGGAAAGGCUAUACCCCAGGCGAGGUGAUCCCCAUCUUUGCCGAGAUUGACAACUGCACGACCCGCACGGUGGUGCCCAAGGCGGCCAUCAUCCAGACCCAGACGUUCGUGGCGCGCGGCACCAAGAAGCAGAAGAAGUCGGUGGUGGCCUCUAUGGUGGGCGACACCAUUGCGGCCGGCAAGAGGGAGGUGUGGCACGGCCGGGCGCUCAAGAUCCCCCCGGUGGGACCCUCCAUCCUCCAGUGCCGCAUCAUCCACGUCGAGUACGCCCUCAAGGUCUGCAUCGAGAUCCCAGGGACGUCAAAGCUGUUCCUGGAGCUCCCGCUGGUCAUCGGCACGAUCCCCCUGCACCCCUUUGGCAGCCGCACCUCCAGCGUCAGCAGCCAGUACAGCGUCAGUUUGGAUUGGGUCCGGAUGGGAAUUCCCGAAGAACCGGAGGCUCCUCCCGAAUACUCGUCCGUCGUGUCCAGCGAGGGACCCCUGGAGACCCUCUCGCCGCCCGGCCAGGACAGCGCCCCCCCUGGCGUCCUCGAAGGGCCGUUUUUCGCCUACAUCCAGGAAUUCCGCUUCCGGCCGCCUCCGCUCUAUUCCGAGGUGGAUCCCAAUCCCCAAUCGGACGCCGCCAUCCGCCCCCGUUGCAUGACCUGCUGAGAGGCGCCUGCCAUCGGAUCUCUUGGAACAGAUCUCUAUUGCUUUCCCGGGAACGGGAUCUGGCGAGGAAGGAGGAGACCCCGCGAUCUGGGUGCGAACGAGGAGAGGGGCUCCGGCAGGGAGGCGGCUCCUUGACCCCCCAGAGGCGGCAGAGGCGAGGUUUGGGGUGUCCCAGACCGACGGCACCGAUCCUGCGGGGUUUACGGAGGAGGAAAUGGGGACGUUUGAACCCCCCCAAGGGGAAAUGCCUGCCUUGUGACUCAGGCACUAUCCGGCAGUCCCGGUUUCGACGACACCUACGGGCGAGAAAACAGGGCGGGGAGAUUCCCCAGGCAGUGGGAGAAAUUGCGGGGUUGAGCGAAAGUUUUGGGGUGACCCCCCCCUGAUUUUAUCUCCUGCCCCACUAAGCUUUGCAGAGACGGGAUUUGAACUCGCCGCUCUGGGAAGAUCCACCCUGUGGGUUUUUAAGGUGGGGAAAAGAGGGUCAGAACAGCUUGGCAGACGAGAGAAAGGAAGAUUUGCGCUGUCGAAGGCAGAGAAAAUGAGUUUGGGGGGGUCGUGUGGGGUUUUCGGGGCGCAGAUCAGACCCCAAAUUCUGGGCAUCACGAAGACGUCGGGGGGGAUGGAAGAAAAUCGUUUUCUUCUUCUCUCUGAAAUUGCAUUCCACUUUCCAAAGCUUGCUGGUCUCCAGGGGAGGGACGUAUUUUGAUUUCCCCCCCAUGUUGGGACAGUGGCCUUACGUUGUAAAUAUGUGUAAAUAUGAUUUUAACUGAUAUGCUGUGGCUCAAUGCAGAACUUACGCAAAAGAACCGGUUUCCCGGUUCAUAUUUUUAUAGAAUACCUGCGGCCUAUUCAGAAACACCCCCCUAAAAAACAACCCUGUGUUUGGAAAUGAGGAUUUGUGGCUUUUUUGUACAAGUGUUGAAAUUAAAAUUGUGAACUUUA